AUGACCAACAGGAAGACGGUGGUGCUGGCAGCGCUCCUCGUUCUCGCGGUGGCUCUCGCCGCGGCGCCCUGGCACGCGCACGCCGUGUGCGACAUGAGCAACGACGACUUCAUGUUGUGCCAGCCCGCGGCGGCGGCGACAACGGACCCGGAGCCGGAGCCGUCGCCGGAGUGCUGCGCGACGCUGGGGAAGGCGAACCUCAAGUGCCUCUGCGGCUACAAGAACUCCCCCUGGCUCAACCUCUACAACAUCGACCCCAAGCGAGCCAUGGAGCUGCCGGCCAAAUGCGGCCUCACCACGCCGCCCGACUGCUAG
Molecule: messenger RNA, 315 nt
Organism: Lolium rigidum
Lineage: Eukaryota; Viridiplantae; Streptophyta; Magnoliopsida; Poales; Poaceae
Product: putative lipid-transfer protein DIR1
Exons: 1
Coding region: 1-315 (104 amino acids)
Biological process (GO): systemic acquired resistance
Molecular function (GO): fatty acid binding
Source: RefSeq, a predicted model, not a curated record